Molecule: messenger RNA, 1324 nt
Organism: Cantharellus anzutake
Lineage: Eukaryota; Fungi; Basidiomycota; Agaricomycetes; Cantharellales; Hydnaceae
Exons: 3
Coding region: 117-932 (271 amino acids)
Source: RefSeq, a predicted model, not a curated record
CUGUUACUACCGGACUCGUUCAUCCCACAUUAUUCCCCUAUCCGUGGAUCACGACGCUUCAUGCUGCUCGAGUAAGCCUUGCGUUCUGUGCCCGUGCACAGGCAUUAGGAACAGUUAUGAAGAUAGAUCGUGCGGCAGAAUAUGCAGGGUUCCUGUUAAUGUGCUGGGGCGGCACUCUCGGCGUCCAUUCCCUGCUCUCUCUCCCACCGCCUCAAAUCCUCUCGCUUCACCCAUACAUCAACUACUUAACCCCUCAUGUCUUUCUCUCCACUCUCUUCUCCCAAGCGUUCCCUUCCCCUUCCCUCCUCAAAUUUAUUGACACAGUUCUCCCCAUGGUUGAUGCCAUCCUCCGCACAGGAGGUAUCACUUCCUCGAUCCAUCUCGCUCUCACGCACCCUACUCACCCACAAUUGCGAUCAUCUCUGUUCCUUCAACUCCUCUUAGGUGCUGUGGCUUCAGCAGGGGGAGGUGUACUGGCAGGAACUUUGAACGUCUUCUCAGCGCAUUGGUCCUUCACCACCCCUCCCUUUCUUCGCUCAAACACCCCAAGUGGCUCAUUCCUCGGGACCUUGGACAUAUGGAGUGGGAGUGUUGUCUCCCUCAUCUAUGGGUUCUUGAUCGGCUCACACCCCUCAUACGCGCCUAUCCAACGAUUCCUCAUCUCAAACGCACCCUUCCUCUUUGGGAACAUAGACAAGGAUAGCUGGUCGGCGCCGUUACUACAAGGAAGCGCAGUCCAGUUGAUGACCCCUCUCGAGGCUCGGAGUGUGAGCGUUAUCGUGCUCACUUUGAUCUAUGCUUAUAGAGUCUACGCCGUGCACUACCGUGCGCCGUCAAGUGCAAAAAUGGAUGCGAGAAGGAUUUGGAAGAAUGUCAAGAGCCAGCAAGGGACGCCGGUGAAGGCCGAUGCUUCUAAAGAGAAGACAGCAUAAUCUCCAGAAAGUGCUUCUAGGGAAUGUCUUCCCCAGGAAACGAUAAGAUCUUCGGAAGGAUAAAUAGUAUAACGUCACGUUUCAACAGUAGUUCGUGGAUCGAGUAUCUUGUUUGCAUUGAGACUCGUUAAUUACAAACUCCAAGAGAUGUUUUCCGCUACUUCGUGCCCAAACGCUAUAACGGGCGAAAAUACUUCAGGACGGUGGGGGUUGUUAGCAGAGAAUUUUACUGAAAUAGGCUGAGUGUUCCGGUGCCCCUUGCUAUAAAUCCCCGAGGCUCUUUAUUCUUUGAUGUCAUACUCGCGCACCGCCCUUCUUCGUCCUGAAAUUCAAGAAUUCCGAUGCAAUUAAGUAGUCGACAGAUGACAUCAUCAUGCAAACAACGAUUUUUU